AAAAAAUAGGACACAAUACCGUGCAUUUGAAUUCUGUCCUCACAAUCAUUACAAUAAAUCUCCAUACAUAGCACAAGAGGAUAGAGAUCUAUACAUACAGAUAGCCAUUUCACAUUUCUCAUUACAUAAAUCAAAAUUUUCUUGAGAAUGGGAAGCACAGGUGAAGCCAAGUAUGGAUCGUACACCUAUGAAAACCUCGAGAGGGAACCCUACUGGCCAACCGAAAAGCUCCGGAUUUCCAUUACUGGAGCCGGUGGAUUCAUUGCCUCACACAUUGCCAGGCGUCUGAAGAGUGAAGGUCAUUAUAUUAUUGCUUCCGACUGGAAGAAAAACGAGCACAUGACGGAGGAUAUGUUCUGUCAUGAAUUCCAUCUUGUUGACCUGAGAGUGAUGGAUAACUGUCUGAAAGUUACCCAAGGAGUUGAUCAUGUGUUCAAUCUUGCUGCGGAUAUGGGAGGGAUGGGUUUUAUUCAGUCAAAUCACUCUGUCAUCAUGUAUAACAAUACGAUGAUCAGCUUUAACAUGAUUGAGGCUGCAAGGAUCAAUGGAGUUAAGAGGUUUUUCUAUGCCUCCAGUGCUUGUAUCUAUCCUGAAUUUAAGCAGUUGGAUACCAAUGUGAGCUUGAAGGAGUCUGAUGCUUGGCCUGCCGAGCCUCAAGAUGCUUAUGGCCUGGAGAAGCUGGCAACAGAGGAACUCUGUAAACACUAUAACAAGGAUUUUGGAAUCGAAUGCCGAAUUGGACGUUUUCAUAACAUUUAUGGUCCAUUUGGGACAUGGAAAGGUGGGAGGGAGAAGGCGCCUGCUGCCUUCUGUAGGAAAGCUCUUACAUCCACGGAUAAAUUUGAAAUGUGGGGAGAUGGUCUACAAACGCGAUCUUUCACUUUUAUUGAUGAAUGCGUUGAGGGUGUUCUAAGAUUGACAAAAUCCGAUUUCCGAGAGCCUGUAAACAUUGGAAGUGAUGAGAUGGUCAGCAUGAAUGAGAUGGCUGAGAUUGUCCUGAGCUUUGAGAACAAAACGCUCCCCAUCCAUCACAUUCCCGGACCCGAGGGUGUACGUGGACGAAACUCGGACAACACUCUAAUUAAGGAAAAGCUUGGGUGGGCUCCUUCUAUGAGAUUGAAGGAUGGACUGAGAAUCACAUAUUUCUGGAUCAAGGAGCAAAUCGAGAAGGAGAAGGGUCGGGGCACUGAUACAUCUGCAUAUGGAUCGUCAAAAGUUGUGGGGACGCAAGCUCCAGUUCAACUCGGUUCUCUUCGUGCUGCUGAUGGCAAAGAAUGAAGGAGAUGAAGCCAACUGAUUCACUUUAAUGCACGAUCCAGGUUCCAUUUUUUUCUUCCACCGUGUUUUAAUGAAGUGAAACGUUGCCGUUGUCUUAUCUCUACAAUUAUGGUACAUGUAUCCUCUUUGGAAACGGAUGUUACUUCCCUUUUCCUAUUUUAUUUAGCUUUGUAUGACAUUUCCUUAUUUUGCUACAUUAUGAAAGGCUGAGGCCUCCAUGCAGGUCAUUGUAUGGGAAACAAUGUGAGAGUUUGCUGUUAAAUUCUAAUAAAUAUUGGUUUUAUUUCU
This is a messenger RNA of Olea europaea var. sylvestris, 1566 nucleotides long. Its product is annotated as GDP-mannose 3,5-epimerase 2. Bases 148 to 1278 code for a protein of 376 amino acids. The transcript has 7 exons. The record is from RefSeq and is a predicted model, not a curated record. NCBI's taxonomy places the organism in Eukaryota, Viridiplantae, Streptophyta, Magnoliopsida, Lamiales, Oleaceae. Gene Ontology annotation, molecular function: NAD binding; GDP-mannose 3,5-epimerase activity.